AUGAAUAGAGCAUUACUAUUAAAAUGGGAGUGGAGGAUUCUAAGGGAGAAAAAUGCUAUUUGGAGUAGAUUUCUAGAGGUGAGGUAUCAUAAUCCUAAAUUGAUUGUUCAAGUGUCUAGUGGAGGUGGUUUAAACAAAGACGAUUCUAUUUGGUGGAGGGAUGUGAUCCAAAACGAUUUAAAUCCUGAUAUCUUUGAUGAAGGUUUCUCUGGUUGUGUGAAAAGCAUUUUAAACAAGGGAGACAACAUUCUUUUUUGGCAUAGUAUUUGGUUGGGAGAUCAAACUCUUCGCGGAAUAUUCCCGGAAUUGUAUGAUAGAUCAACCAAAAAACUGUGCACGGUGGAGCAUAUAUCGCAAUUCAUGGAUGGCGUUGAUUUGUGGAACUGUUCUAAGCUUUUUGCAGAGGCGGAAAUCGCUGCCAGCAACUCUGUUCUGCAUCUAUCUACAGCCGAAGCUGCUGCUGGUGCGGACUCAGUGGGGCUGCAGUCGCAGGCUGCGGUGCUGGCCCAGUCCCUGCACGACUACUGGCAGCAGGUUAUGAGGGAUCAAAACGCGGAGGACUUACAUGUUUGGAUUCUGAAUGGGAACGACGAGUUUUCGGUCUCGAGCUUAACAAGCUUAUCGGAGGAUAACUCAGACUUCGCUUGGACUAUGGACAAGGUAAACAAUAUGAGAGUCAUUUGGAACCCGUCGUUACCACUUAGAAUAAAGGUGGUCUCUUGGAGAUUUUUUGCUGAAAGAAUUCCUGUCAAAGACCUUAUGCUACAGCGGGGUGUUUCCAAUUUUCCAACGUAUGAUUGCGUUUUUUGUUCGGCUCAACCGGAAAGUUUGAAACACUUGUUUUUUGAUUGUUUGAUCUCUAAAGAGGUGUGGAAAAGAAUAUUUAUUUGGAUGGGAGAAGCUAGCCAUAUUUAUUUUCAAGAUUUCAUGUGUUUUGAGUCUAUUCAAAACAAGGUGAAGAAUUCCAAAAUCAAGGCCUCGAUUAAUGUUAUUUGGAUAGCCACUGUUUGGAGCUUGUGGAUAAUGAGAAAUUCUAUUAUUUUCGAGGAUAAAUCGUAUAGCUUUGAUGAGGUGUUUUCUAAUACUUUGUUUCUCUCUUGGAGAUGGUUAGGUUUAUCUCAUAAAUUAGCUCAGGAUAGUUUUUAUGUCUGGUACAAGAGACCUUUGGAUUGUUUCAAGUGUAAUUAG
Vicia villosa (hairy vetch) is the source of this 1188-nucleotide messenger RNA. RefSeq lists its product as uncharacterized. The transcript has a single exon. Bases 1 to 1188 code for a protein of 395 amino acids. The record is from RefSeq and is a predicted model, not a curated record. NCBI's taxonomy places the organism in Eukaryota, Viridiplantae, Streptophyta, Magnoliopsida, Fabales, Fabaceae.